AUGCUGGCAGCACCGAUGCCUCAAGACGAUAUCGAACAAACGUUCUAUCUCCCGCAUCACGAGGUGAUCCGGGAAAGCAGCUCAACAACGCGUCUUCGCGUCGUCUUCAACGCUUCAAGCGUUACUUCGAACGGUACUUCACUCAACGACCAUUUACACGCCGGUCCAAAAUUACAAACCGAUCUCAUGUCGGUAAUAUUACAAUGGCGCCGACAUAAAUACGUGUAUUCAUCCGACAUCGCAAAAAUGUAUCGCCAAAUUCUAGUCAAUCCUCGUGAUAUAAAUUAUCAGCGGAUACUAUGGAAAGCAACUCCUUCGGAACCGUUAAUCGAUUACCAAUUAUUAACAGUCACGUACGGAAUGUCAUGUGCUCCGUUUUUGGCACUUUGCGUCUUAAAACAACUAGUCAUCGACGAAGGUCAGUACUUUCCGCUCGCAAUUCCUAUCCUGAGAGAUAAUAUUUAUGUCGACGACUUACUUUUCGGAACUGACGAUACGACUCGAAUUCGCCAAGCGCGCGAUCAAUUAAAUUUAAUGUUAAAGCGCGGCGGAUUCGUAUUACGGAAAUGGGCUAGCAAUUCGCCCUCUCUCCUCGAGGAUAUCGACAUAGCAGAUCACGGUUUAACUACGAAAAAAUCUCUUGCUGAAGACGAACAAAUUAAAAUCCUCGGAAUCGGAUGGAAUCCGGCAAACGAUAUUUUCGAGUUUCGUGUGUCACUGACGGCUAAUGCCCUGGAUACCAAGCGUACGAUCUUGUCCGCGAUCGCCAAAUUCUACGAUCCGCUUGGAUGGGUCACUCCGGUCACGAUUACCGCAAAAAUCUUUAUGCAGCAACUCUGGCGAAUAAAAAUCGAUUGGGAUGAUGUUAUUUCCGAACCACACAUAGCAAAAUGGAUGCGGAUCAAACGGUUACAAAGAUCUUCCGUGUUAUUGCUGGACAGAUUCCACGACCGUGCUCGCGUGGGUAUGUCAAACUCCAUCACGAUGGAAGACUUUUGUCGCAAAUCGCGUGAACGACAUUCAGACUCGUCUCCCAGACGUCGAGUGGCGGCACGUGCCAACAGAGGAAAACCCCGCGGAUUGCGCUUUGCGCGGAAUAUACGGCGAUGA
Molecule: messenger RNA, 1110 nt
Organism: Formica exsecta
Lineage: Eukaryota; Metazoa; Arthropoda; Insecta; Hymenoptera; Formicidae
Exons: 1
Coding region: 1-1110 (369 amino acids)
Source: RefSeq, a predicted model, not a curated record